AGCGCUGUUUCCCAAAGAAAGAAAGAAAGAAACCCUAGUUUUUCACGUCGUCUGUAUUAAAAAUGGAUCAUAAUAUGGAUUCUUCUUCUUCUAAUCCCAACUGGCUCGUCUUCUCUCUCUCUAACAACUCUCUCUUCCAACCCUCUUUCAAUAACUCUGACAGUGGCGGGGUUGCGGAUCAAGAAAAUGGUAGUGGCGGCGGCGGCGGCGGCGGUGCAAGUCAAGCCGCGGCGUCGGAGAUCGAUCAGCACCAUCUCACGGUCCUCGGCGGCGGAGGAGGGCCGAAGCUGGAGGAUUUCUUGGGUGGCUCCGGCGGGGGCCCUAUGGGCGGGGAUGGGGUGGUUACUCAGUUCGACAGUACUAUGUACGAUGAUUCGGAGCUCAAGACAAUAGCUGCUGGCUUCUUAACCGGAUUCUCCACCCCACAAAACGAUGACACACAGAUGCAGCUGCAGGUUGUUGCGCCGCCGCCUCCACGGCCGACGCCCACGGCGAAGAAGGCGUCGGAGAAUUUCGGCCAACGCACCUCCAUCUUUAGAGGAGUCACUAGACAUAGGUGGACGGGAAGAUAUGAAGCUCAUUUGUGGGACAACAGUUGCAGAAGAGAAGGGCAAAGUCGGAAAGGAAGGCAAGUUUAUUUGGGUGGAUACGAUAAAGAAGAGAAAGCAGCUAGAGCUUAUGAUCUUGCAGCCCUCAAGUACUGGGGCCCCACCACUACCACCAAUUUUCCGGUAUCAAACUAUGAAAUGGAAAUUGAGGAAAUGCAGCACAUGACUAGGCAGGAAUUUGUUGCUUCCCUUAGAAGAAAAAGUAGUGGGUUUUCUAGGGGAGCUUCGAUUUACAGAGGAGUGACAAGGCACCACCAGCACGGGAGGUGGCAAGCAAGGAUCGGAAGAGUUGCCGGGAACAAAGAUCUUUAUCUCGGCACCUUCAGCACUCAGGAAGAAGCAGCAGAGGCUUACGACAUUGCGGCAAUUAAAUUCCGUGGUCUAAAUGCAGUCACGAAUUUCGACAUGUGCCGAUACGAUGUUAGGAGCAUUGCUAGCAGCAAUUUGCCAAUCGGUGGUGGGACCAACAAACCGAAAACCUCUCCAGAAUUGUUACCGGAAAAUACGAGCAACCUCGCCAUAACUUCGUCGGAGGAUAAUCUCCGUCGGGAGGACAUGCUGUCAGCCACGUCAGCCCCACUACAACUAAACGCUGCGGCCAGUAUAAAUUUCGGCCUGCCAAUAAAGCAGGACCAGUCAUCAAGUUUGUGGGCUGCUUUAGGCUACCACCAAACCACUAACGCCAAAAACACUAGUGCCACUACUCUUUUCCAAGAACCACACCACCAUGGUACAACACUUACACUACAAGGUACAACACCCUACAGCAUGGAGUUCAAUUGCAACAACAACGAGGGUUUCUUCGACGGCACCGGUAGUUAUAACUAUCAGCAUUCGAUCAGCAACGGUACAACGACUCACGAUCAAGAUUCGAGCAACGGCACAAUACACGACCAAGAUUCGAGCAACGGCACAACGACAAACGAAGCGGAGGAGUUCGGGAAUAACGGGAAUUGGAAUGUGCUAACGCCAGCACCGGUUCAUUCGUUCCAGGCUGCGAAGGGCAAUCUGUCGUAUUUUCAGACACCGAUUUUUGGGAUAGAAUGAAAGCUGGAAAAAGUGGAUAGUAGACAACAAAAAAAAAGGGUGUAAUAGAAUUAGCUUAUAGUAGAGCAAGUGGAUUGGUCAAAAAGAGGAUUUUGCUUUUUUGCAUGGGAUUUAUUUAUUAUGAGAAUUUACAAAAAUAGGAUUUUGACAAUCAUUUCAAUAGGUCAGCAACUAUUAUGUGUACUAUAACUAAAUCUUUUUGUUUAUGAGGCUCUUAUGUAUA
Messenger RNA from Erythranthe guttata (spotted monkey flower), 1878 nucleotides. NCBI's taxonomy places the organism in Eukaryota, Viridiplantae, Streptophyta, Magnoliopsida, Lamiales, Phrymaceae. The record is from RefSeq and is a predicted model, not a curated record.